CGAAAACAAAAAUAACAAAACUGAUAGGUACUAUCACUUGUAUUAACAUAAAUAGAUAAAGCGAGACCAAUGCUGACCCAUCUUAUCUAACAACACAUAUAAUUGCAAAUAUGCCGAUUUUUCACACUUCAGGCAUCAAGCGUCACACUAAACGAAAUAAUCCUAGUUUGUGUAUUUUUAGUAACUAAAAAUUUUUGAGUACACUUCACGGGGCAAAGGCCAUCUAAAAUAAUUAUAUGCAAAGUCGCAGUCAAUAAGAACGUAUUUUUGCUGGGUUUGCGGGGUUUGUGAUAUGUUUGCAUGUGAAAUAUCAACAAUAUUAAUCAACUGAGCACGAAUCAAUUGCCAGAAAAUGCUCCAAUCACCAUUAUCGGCCUUAAUUGUUUUGACAAUAAAUAUAUUCAGUGUUGCGGCAAUUUACGAAUGUUGUCCAGAAGAAAAUAUAUUAUUUAUGUCGAACAAAAGCUGUUUGACCGAUAACAUAAAUGCAACCGAUAUUAGUUUAGAAAUUAGUUCAGAGUGUCCAACGAGACUUCCAACUGAAACUAAAUCAAUAUUUUUAAAUGCUCAGUUUAGAUUUUUGGAUAAUGGCACCUUGCUGGAUCAUAAGGAUCGAGAACUGAGCUAUUGCUACUCAAACAAUGGAGACCAACCGAAUGCCACUAGUCCAAUUUAUAUUUAUUGCUAUCGGAGUUCUGAUGCUAAUGAUCUCUUUCAUAGUAGACCAUAUUAUAUAGUUAGAGGGAUCUUGGUAAUUAUUUCAGCAAUUUUUGUAAUUUUUACUAUAAUAAUAUAUUGUAUGGUUCCAAAAUUACUAGAUCUACAGGGGAUAUGUAUAAUGCAUGCUUUAGUAGCUUAUGCAUGUGUUUUCCUUCUUGUGGGAACCUCAAAUCUGCAACAGAACCUUGGUAUAAAAGCUUGCAAAGCAUUAGCCUAUCUUAUGUACUUCACUUUCUGGUAUCUACUUUUGUGGCUAUUAGUUUUGUCUUUUCAUAUUUGGAGAGUUACCGCAAAACCAAAUCUCUUUCGAGGCUUAAUUAAAUGGUCACUCCUAUACCAUAUAUUUGCCAUAGGAGGAUCGUUAAUGGCUCUAAUUAUUGUCAUUAUGGCACAUCAUUCUCCUUCAGAAAUAUGGGAUGAUAUACGUCCUGGAUUUGGGGAAGGAAAAUGUUGGUUCAAAACUUCUCGUGAAACAUGGAUAUAUCUUUAUGGCCCCCUUUUAGUGCUGCUUAUAUUUAAUACAUUUUUUUAUUUAUGGACAAUAUCUUUUCUAUGGAAGACUGUUGUUAAUAGACGAAAUAAAAUUUUGAAAUAUAGACUAAAAUUAUGUGCACGAUUAUCUAUUAUAAUGGGUCUUAAUUGGAUAUUGGACAUAAUCACAUUUGUUGCAGAUACUAAUAUUACUUCAUUAGCCGGCAAAAGUGUUUUAUUUCUCAUCGAUCUCAUCAAUUUACUGCAAGGCGUUUUGAUAUUCCUAGUACUGGUAUUAUUCAGAAAACGUGUUCGAAGAUUACUAGCGAAUAAGAAUAUCUGCAACAUUCCUUUUCCAAAUACCUGGAAAAAUUUAGAAGAUGAAGAAAUGGACAGCGGAGAACAGAGAGCUAUGCAAACAGUUGUAGAGUAUAACGUAUAACAGAGACAAUAACGAUGAAGUUGAAGUAAACCAAUGAAAUUAUAAUGAAACAAAAUUAUAAAAUUUAGUGCUACCUAUUAAUUACUUAAGUUAGUAACUGAAAUAUUUUUAAAUUUUUUUUAAAUUUACCAAAUUAAUGUUUUUUCAAGAUUCAAAAGAUAUGUAGGUAGGUACUUAUGUACCUAAAAUAUGUUAAACCUGAUACAGCUAGAUUAGCUCAGCGCUCAGCUUUUGUCUAUUCACAAUCUGUAGUCCAAAGAUACAGGUGAAAUUUAUCACCUUUCAAUGCAAUUUGAUAGGGAAAGGUGAUAAAUUAACCUGUACCUUUGGACUACAGAUUGUGAAUAGGAUAUAGCUAACUUAUCAUAUA
Ceutorhynchus assimilis (cabbage seed weevil) is the source of this 2003-nucleotide messenger RNA. Lineage: Eukaryota; Metazoa; Arthropoda; Insecta; Coleoptera; Curculionidae. The record is from the annotation of a GenBank genome assembly.